Uloborus diversus is the source of this 2139-nucleotide messenger RNA. Its product is annotated as E3 ubiquitin-protein ligase RNF13-like. Gene Ontology annotation, cellular component: cytoplasm; nucleoplasm. The record is from RefSeq and is a predicted model, not a curated record. The coding region runs from base 185 to 1423 and encodes 412 amino acids. NCBI's taxonomy places the organism in Eukaryota, Metazoa, Arthropoda, Arachnida, Araneae, Uloboridae. The transcript is spliced from 10 exons.
UAGACCAGUUAUUUGAUCAUUUAAUGCGUGACACAAAUAAUAAAUUUAUACAUUUUUAAAAUUAAUUACCUAUCAGAUACAAAAAUAUUUUAAAUCAAAGUCGAACAAUAAAGAUGUUGAGAUCUGUUAUGGUGUUCCAACUACAGGAAACGGCUGAUUCAUAAAUAAAGAGUAAGGCAUUAAAAUGCCAUUGGCAAAAGGAAAGUCACGGAAGUGGUAUCUAGUAAUCGUAGUACUUUACUUCGGCAUUGCUGAUGCUACGAUCGAAGUUAUUGAUAGUUUUGGAAAUCAAGUGGACAGUAUCAAAGAUAGAGAAUCUGCAUAUGAUGAUGAUUUUUUGACAAUAGAGGGUUUCAUAACAUUAGCAGAUCCACCAGAAGCAUGCACACCUAUUGCAAAGCCUACUUUCCUUACAAAUUUUACUAUGGGGAAGUUUGUUUUGAUCAAUGGAACUGAUAAAUGUGGAUAUAAAAUGAAGAUUCUUAAUGCUGAAAAUGCUGGAUUUGACUUGGCUGUUAUAUUUGAUCGAAUAUCUGCAUUUCAAUUCAUUCGUCCAGGUAUUCCUGGACUUGAAAAUAUUCCAGUUGUUCUUGUGUCCUUGGAAGAUGGUGUGAUUAUAAAAAACAACUACUUGUAUAAUAAUAGCCAUAUCUAUAAUUAUAAACUCAGAGUGAAACCUAAUAUUCCUGAUGUAACUUAUUACAUGUGGUUAUUUGGAGCUGUUAUUGGAGUCUGCUUCUUCGUUAUGCUCCUCUUCAUGAUGUGUUUGCUCAUUAAGUGUAUACAAGAAAGAAGAAGAAGUAGGCGUAAUCGGUUGUCUAGUCGACAAAUCAAGCAAAUUCCAACUGCUAAGUUUUCAAAAGGAGAUCAAUACGAUGUCUGUGCCAUAUGUUUGGAAGAUUACAAUGAAGGUGACAAACUUCGAAUACUGCCUUGUUCUCAUGCUUACCAUGCCAAAUGCAUAGAUCCAUGGCUAAUGAACAAUCGUAGAAAUUGCCCUUUGUGCAAAAGGAAGAUAACUUUUGGAGACUCUGCUGAUGAGAGCGAGUCUGAAGAUUCUGAACUGACUUCUCCAGCUGAAAAUACUCCCCUGUUAAUUUCACCUGCGCAUCGUGGCCAAACAUGGGGUACUUUUGUUAAUCCUGUGCUCACUGUUAACGGCAGAGAUGCAGCUGGACCGUCUUCGGUUCCUGAUGAUUUCCUAUACACAGAUAAUUCUUUGCCAUCAAGUGUUGCUCCAACUCCGAUUGCUGAAAACAUACUCUCAGAAGAUGAAUCUGAGAGUCUGUUACCUCCUCCGCAUCGUUCUGUCAAUAAUGGUAAAAAUGGUGAUGUGGCUUCAGAAACUCCUUCGACUGUUCAGGUGAACUUUAAUGAUGCGGAUAACAACUCAUCUAACACAUUUCAUGGCUUAUCUGUGUAAUUAUUUUCAAUUUUUUAAUGAAAUAUUUUAUAUAAAUAACUUUUCUAUAAGCUUUUUUCACUUUUGCCAUAUGGAAUGGAGGCUGUAUUCGUAGAUGUAUAUGUGAGACCAUUGCUAAUAAUGCUGGCAAAUAUGUAUUCCAAGCUAGCUAAUUUGGAAAGCUUAUAGAUGUAAUUGCUUUUAAUUGCCAUUAUAAUGUAUAUAGAAAUUGGAACCUUUUUUUUCUCAAGGGAGGAUUGUAAAUAUAUAUAUACAGGUGCAUCUGUUGACUUGAGGCUAUUUGUUAGUGCUCAUAUUGCUUAUUGUUAUUGUAUUGAUUUCUUGUGCAAAAUAAAAACAAUCAUUAUUUUUACUAUGCCUUUUUUUUACUAAGUCAUGAAAAAAAGUUCCACAUUAAAUUCAUAUUUUUAAAUACCUUCUUAAAAAGAAAAUUAAGAUAUGAUAUCCUUGUAUCUUUAUCAUUGCUAUUUUUUGAUGCAGAUAUCAAAUAUUAUGAUAGAAUUCAUAAUACGUUAAUGCUUACAUACUAAUCAUAAUGAACUUAAAACUAAUUUCAUUGUGUAUGGAAUCAGAUUUCUAAACCUGUGAAAAAAUAGAGAAUAUGUAUUUUUCCUUUUUGUGACUUCAGGAAGUCCUGAACAUACGUUUCACUUUAGUUUACUAGUUUUUAUUUAGAUGUAGUCCCGGUGACUUUUAUUUUAAUAACUCUGAAAAUA